AUGUAUGCAUUUAUGUAUGGUUGUGUCUGCGUGCGGACUUGUGGGGCCUGCAAGGAGGUUUUGUCAGUCCUUUUUUUUUGUUUCUUUUUUAUUCUGCACUCUUUUCUCUUGUGGAGCCCAUUCUUUUUGUUGUGUCGUGUACUGCCCGUGAUUUUCCAGCAAACGCCAAAACGGCGUGCGAAGAAGGAAGGGAAACAGCGAAAUAAGCAAGCGGAGCUCCCCGGGUUGGAGCGAAUGGCGCAGUUUCCGCCCCCCUCGUUGAUUGGGGAACUGUCGGCGGUGUCGGACCUUCUCCCGCAGUGCAUCUCGCACGAAGCAACAGACGCGUACGUCGCCGCCAUUGCUGGGCCUAUCGUUAGUUUGCCGGUGGUUUCUGGUUUGUGCCGCGGCGGUGCAACAGAAAACGUACGAGCUUUUUUUUGGAAACUACUGUUGGGAUUUCUCCCAACUGAAACUUCGCGUUGGGCGCCGCUGCUGGAGAGAAAAGCGUUGGAGUACCGCGAAAUUGUCUCCAUUGUGUGUCGUUUGGAUGAGAAGGGGGAUGUUGUCGUUGGGGAGCGCAGUUACCGUGCGGUGGAUCUUGACAUUCCCCGCACGAUGCCUUCCAUGCACUUUUUUAAGUCUGGGGAGCCCGCCCCGCCAGAUAAUGGUGUUUACGCUACUUUUUCGCCAACGCAACAAAGUCUGCGGCGCAUCAUUCACACCCUUGCCGGCGUCAACAAGGGACUUGGGUACGUGCAGGGGAUGAAUGAACUCGUGGGGCACUUGUUGUAUGCCUUUGCCUCCGGACGCUCUGAGGUGGUAAACGAACAGGUAGAAAGUCAGGUUUUUUUCUGCUUUCAAACCAUGCUUGCGUAUCUUGGUGAUGACUUUUGUCGUAGCCUGGAUUAUGAUCAAGAUACCGGAGUAAGCUGCACCAUCCGUAACUUCGAACGGUUGCUUCAAUUUCUAGAACCGGAGCUCUGGGAGCAUUUAGGAAAGAAACAAAUAAAGUCAGAGUUUUACGCGUUUCGUUGGCUGACAUUGCUUUUUACGCAGGAGUUUAACGUGCCGGAUGUAUUCCGAGUUUGGGAUUUUUUAUUUUCCUUUGGGGAGGAGCUGCGCAGCGUCGUGCUUGUUGUUGCCGUCGCCAUGCUAAAUUGCCUACGCGAUGAGCUGCUACGUCUCACGAGUCUCUCUGAGAUACUCCCUUUGCUUCAGUCAUACCCACCGUGUGACGUUAAUGACUUUCUCAAAGUUGCCAUGGGCUGGAUCGAUCGCUACGGCUUUCGCUUGGUAAAGGAGUUGAAGGUGGCGACAUCUGAAGACGUACUGCGGCUGCAGCGUCGCUUUUGUAUACCUGUUCCGGGCGAUGCCUCGUGGAGUAGCAGCUUUCGUGGUUUGAUGAGCUCCGUGAAGGAGUUCGCCAGACAUAUAAGGUGA
This is a messenger RNA of Trypanosoma cruzi, 1422 nucleotides long. Its product is annotated as GTPase activating protein of Rab-like GTPase, putative. The coding region runs from base 1 to 1422 and encodes 473 amino acids. NCBI's taxonomy places the organism in Eukaryota, Euglenozoa, Kinetoplastea, Trypanosomatida, Trypanosomatidae. The transcript has a single exon. The record is from RefSeq and is a predicted model, not a curated record. Gene Ontology annotation, molecular function: GTPase activator activity. Gene Ontology annotation, biological process: activation of GTPase activity; intracellular protein transport.